Ooceraea biroi (clonal raider ant) is the source of this 1563-nucleotide messenger RNA. Its product is annotated as matrix metalloproteinase-17. The record is from RefSeq and is a predicted model, not a curated record. Gene Ontology annotation, cellular component: extracellular matrix. Gene Ontology annotation, biological process: extracellular matrix organization; proteolysis; collagen catabolic process. NCBI's taxonomy places the organism in Eukaryota, Metazoa, Arthropoda, Insecta, Hymenoptera, Formicidae. Gene Ontology annotation, molecular function: metalloendopeptidase activity; zinc ion binding.
AUGUCGCCGUCCGCCAUCGUCGCGUUCCUCCUUAUCGCGUUUCUUCUCGCUUCUGCGUACGACGCGUACCGGAGCAGGGACGGAGCCGUCAAUUUUCUUCGACAUUACGGCUAUCUCGACAGCACCGCCAAUCGAUCCCUGAUCACGAACGACGAGCUGCGUCACGCGGUUUCGCUGUUUCAAGAGUACUACCGCCUUCCGGUCGACGGUACGCUGAACAACGUGACGCUUCGUUACAUGGCCAAACCGCGCUGCGGGGUGACCGACGCGCCGAGUCGCCGGCUCGGCGUCGCGCCGUUGCGGUGGCCGAGGCUGAAUCUUACGUGGAACUUCCAACUUGCGGACCGGACCACCUUGCGAACGACAGAGACCGCCUUCGCUAUCUGGGCCGCGAACUCGUCGCUGACGUUCUCGCGCGACACGAACGAGCCGGACAUCAUCAUAGCGUUCCGCGAGGGUAGGCACACGAUGCUGGACCGUAGGUACGGCGGCACCGUUUGCCCCGACGACCUCGAUGGGCCUAGCAAGGUGCUCGCUCACGCGACGUUACCCACGGGCGCCCAGGACGACGUGUCGGAGGUGCACGUCGACCACCGCGAGGUGUGGCACAUCGCGCUGACCCCCAAUCCGCAGAACUCGCAUUACCUGCUGCGAAUGCUCGUUCACGAGAUCGGCCACUCGUUGGGUCUGUCGCACACCACGGACGAGAACUCGCUCAUGUACGCGUACUCGCCCGCCGUGGAAUGGCCGGUGGCGCUCGGUAUGGAGGACGUUCUCGCCGUGCAGAAUCUCUACGGCGCCGCGGAGGGCGAGCCGUCGACCGCGGCGCCCGCCGAGCCUACGGUCGUACCAAGGACUACGACGCCCGCGAGUACGACUACGACGACGACAUCGCCGGAACCGCCCGAUCCGUGCGCCUGGCGCCAUAUUGACACCCUGCUCGUGCUGGGAAAGUGCUUGUUCGUCACGCGCGGGCGGUACGCGUGGUCGAUCGGUCUGGGUGGGAAGAUCGUCGACAGACCGUUCGUCCUGGAGGAUUACGCGAGGUUCCUGCCAAAGGCAGUCACGCGCCUGUCGGCGGCGUAUCAGACGGUUAAGGGGGACCUGGUGCUGUUCGCCAAUGGAUGGGUGCACAUGGUGUCUUAUCCCGCUCUCGAGUUACGCGUGUCGUGGCCGCAACGCGUCGCGGAUCUCGGGCUUCCGCCAAACGCGGUGAUCAACGCUGUGCUGAACUCGCACACGGAUCGCACCUACGUCAUAUACAACGAUUACGCGGUACUGGAAAUGGACGAAUGCAAUAUGACGGCUCACGGGUACCACACGCUGCAGACGGUUUUCCUGGGUAUACCGUCGUUGGUACGCACGGCCUACCGCUACACCGAUGGACACCUCUACUUCGUUCAUCGGGAUAGCUUCUUCGCGUACAAGUUCACUGAGACCGUGACGAGGUCCGGGGAGUUCGAUGUCGACGUGAUCGGCGUGACGUGUCCGAGGGAGGAUAUCCUACGGAAACUGUGGGAUCUGCUCGCUCGACUCGCUCCUUCCAGCGUCGCGUUUGAUUAG